Molecule: messenger RNA, 816 nt
Organism: Aspergillus novofumigatus IBT 16806
Lineage: Eukaryota; Fungi; Ascomycota; Eurotiomycetes; Eurotiales; Aspergillaceae
Exons: 2
Coding region: 1-816 (271 amino acids)
Source: RefSeq, a predicted model, not a curated record
AUGAACAUAUUUCGCAAGCUCCGCGGUAAGGCCAGCCGCAGCAGCCGUGGCAGUAAGCCCGCGCCAUCAGCGCCGGCCACGAUAGCAGAGAGCGAAAGUGUUAACCCUUCCCCUCCCCCUCGCGCCAUGCAUAUCAGCGAGGUGAAGCGGGAACCCACCUGGCUAUCAUCUAUCUACAGUCCCGGUUCCAAGAUCCAGUCUAUUACCAUUAUGGUCGCGAAUGCCAAAGGCGCCGCCGACUACUUGCGUCUUUACAGGCUACUCCAGCGAGAAACGGAUUACGGAAGCGAGUUCGACCCGACGACGGGCGGCUACGAUACAGACUACCUUUGCGACGGGUACAUGUAUAAUGUCUGCUUUGAUUCUGUGCCGGACCCCACAGGGCUUUGGGCUGCUAAGUCGGCUCUCCUCACCAUCAUGCAGCAUGUCUGCCUUGUUUUGACGUAUGACGCCUCGUCAAGGGAAUCGUGGGAUGAAUUGGCCGCUGUCUGUGAGGGGAUGCGAAGCCGCAGUGAAGAUGGGGUCCUCUCUCCUUAUCCUUUUCUUGCGACAGUGAUUGUCACCAUGGGUGAAGGUGAAGGUGAAGGUGAAGAAUGCCCCAUGUCCGUGUUGCAAGGAGAAGCUGAGACGUUUGCAACUCAGCGGAACUAUCUCUUUGUCAAGGUUUCGCGCAGAACUGGGCGCGGUGUUUGCGAUGCAGUUGGCUCACUAGUUGAGAGGGCGCACGGCGCUCGUGGGCAAUAUGCUAUGGAUCAGGAGGGUGAGCCCCAGAGGUAUAAGAGGGCGCAGGUAUUAAAGGCAUUAUUUUCACCAUAG